Trypanosoma conorhini is the source of this 3174-nucleotide messenger RNA. RefSeq names its product 3-hydroxyacyl-CoA dehydrogenase. The annotation marks the transcript as partial. Gene Ontology annotation, molecular function: long-chain (3S)-3-hydroxyacyl-CoA dehydrogenase (NAD+) activity; enoyl-CoA hydratase activity. The record is from RefSeq and is a predicted model, not a curated record. NCBI's taxonomy places the organism in Eukaryota, Euglenozoa, Kinetoplastea, Trypanosomatida, Trypanosomatidae. Gene Ontology annotation, biological process: fatty acid beta-oxidation. The transcript has a single exon.
AAGGCCGCACCUGCUGCACCGGUGCCACCGAAGGCUGCACCUGCUGCACCGGAGCCACCGAAGGCUGCACCUGCUGCACCGGUGCCACCGAAGGCUGCACCUGCUGCACCGGCGCCACCGAAGGCUGCAACUGCUGCACCGGUGCCACCGAAGGCCGCACCUGCUGCACCGGCGCCACGGAAGGCCGUGCCUGCUGGAACUUUUUCUUCAUCGAAUUCGUAUUUUACGAGUGGUGGCUUGGGUGUUGAACCUACUAGGACACGUGGUGAUGGCAGACGCAGCGGAGACCGUGGGUAUCACCGCGAGGCGAGUGGUGGUGAGCCUACUCGACGCAUGGGAAGGCCAACAACUUCGAUUACGGGAGAUAAGCGUCUUUCUCUUAAUGAUAUUGUUGAGGAUGUGGGACAGAUAAAGCUGGUGUUUGCUCAGCGUGGGACGGCGGGGUCUGUUGCCUCUGCUCCUGCUCCUCACACUGUUGCACCGCCUGUGCCACCAACUCCACCGCCACCGCCACCGCCACCGCCGCAAGCUGCAGCGACUUCCUUGCCGGCAUCUACUCCGUCUGCGGGCGAUGCAAGCGGCAGGCGUCCUGCAGUCCCCGUGGGAGCUUCACUGGAGGUUGAGGAUGAAAUUUUUUUUACUAUUGCACCGCGGAGAUCGGAAGAGAGCCCUCGGGAGGAUGCCUGGGCAAAGAGCGUCGGUUUUGCUGUGGAUGAGGAGAUCGAGAAUGCUCGUGCAACGCGGCCGCUUCUGCGCUCUGCCAAAGCUGCACAGGAGACGAGUGCGAAGCUUAGACUGGGUGUCGUGCCGGACAAGGAGGAGCCCGUGGUGGACGCUACCGUCGCCAAGCAAAACCUAAAGCCCCUCCCUGAGAAGGAAGCCGCGGGGAUCGAGCGUCACGAAAUUCCCGAUGGCGUCAGCGAGAGGGCCAGUGUUGCACAGAUGACGGGCAUGAAGGACGCCUCCGAGGAGGGAGAACAAACAGAGCCUUCCGCCUCGACGACUGCCUCGGAAGGGAAGGAGGAGGGGUCAUCACCUGUUUCACCGAAGGGAACUGUAACUUCAGCAAGAGAUAACGCGACGACGACGACGACGCCGGUGGAGCAGCCGCCGCUGGCUCCAUGGACGUCGAUCACAGAGCCAGAAGAUGGGGAAAACACGCCUUGGGCGAAAGUGUCUUUUGAGAGCGAUGGCUCACCGGUGGCGACCAUCCUCUUAGAGAGCCAACCGCCGCAUCUCAUGUCGCUUGUGAAGUUUUUGCAUCAGACCAUUACGGCCAUUGACGACCAGCACACAGCUGCGGGAACAACUACGGAGGUGCGGCUCACGACGUUCCCUACACUGGGCUUCUUCAACGCUAGUCACGGCCCGCUGGAGUCGGCGUCUGAGGAGCGUAUGGAGUUGCUUCGGGCCAAGCAGCGUCUCUUUGCACGCAUGGAGAGUGCAUCCAACCGAAUUCGCUUCGUCGCGGUUGUCCACGGCGGUGCUAUUGAGGACUUUGGCGCGGAAUUGUUCCUGGCGUGCUCGCACCGGGAGUUGCUUGGCACCACCCAGGCGACUUUUGGGUUUCCGUCUAUUCAGCUUGGGGAUUUUCCUGCGGCGGCAACCGUGCGACGGCUGGGGUAUUUCUACGGCGCACAGCGCACUCUUGAGAUGGCACCGAAGUUUCAUGAGUACAGUGUAGAGAGCGUCAUGGAGGUUGGCCUUCUCCGCGGCAGUUCUCCCUUGCCGGCUCCUUCGUUUCUGCUUCGCCUCGAGCGCGCCAUGCUCGCCCUUCUUUCUCGUCCCACGCAGAAGGAACUGCUGCUUCGUAAGCUCUUCUUCACCGGCGGCUUUGAGACAUCCACGGCCAUGGUGGGCCCUAAUCCACUCCUGCGUGCGUGGGGACGGUAUGCCAUGGCCGCUCUUGUGCAGGGGCAUGGCGCCGGCAGCGGUGACGCGGCAGCGACGCUCGCACGGGAAACGAAGUCGGAGCGCAUCUUCAGUGAGAUGGUCUGCACCACUCCCGCCAUUAACGCGGCCAACGUGUACACGCUGGGGCGUGAAAUGAAACGCCGCGUUCUUCCUUUGUUGCCCAGUCAACGCUUCGUGACCUUCCGCGGGGAGGAGAUGCGGUACUGGGAUGAAAAAAUGGAGGCUGUGUCCUCUUCCAAGGACGACUGCGCGGCCGUCUUGCUGGACUGCUCACAGCGGUCCUUUGCGGCAACCGCGCAGAUGGUGCACGUGCGCCAGGACCUGUUGAGGGGCGUCAAUGUAGUUCUUAUUGGCGAAGAGCACGUUGCACGUCCGAUCGUCGCAACGCUGCCAUGCAGUGUUGUCGUGUCGUGUGCCUCGCCGUAUCGCGUUUCUGCUCUUGGAACGCUGCAGGAGGUUCGCCUCUUUUCGCAGGAGAGCUGUCCCGCCGAGGCGUCUGCCGCCGCCCUUAACGCGGCGCUCACGUAUUUGCAGGCACAAGGGAACCCAUAUGUGGUGUGCCGUGGGUCGUGCUCCAAGCGGCUCAUUGCGGCUCUGGCGACGGAGGCCUGUCGACUCACGCAGCGGUGUGAUGUGGCGUGCAUUGAGCGCGCGGCCACGGAGGUGCUUGGCCUCCUCGUGGGGCCGUUUCACCUGAUUGACUACUUUGGCCCGGCAGCGGUUCGGCGAAUGCUGGACGACACCAAGGACAUGAACGCACAGGGCAAUCCCCUGUUGGUCGAUUGUCUGCCUGCGAUCGCCCAUCAUGCACUGCAGGCCAUGAGCACCGACGGCUACUUGGGCGUCAAUUCACGUCGUGGGGGCUUCUUCUUGUAUCGCGCAGACGGUACGACGAUCGCACCCAACGCCGAGGUGCCGCGCCUGUACUUUUCUCGCCCACUCUCCGACACCGAGGUGGCAGAUCGGCUGCUUGCAGUUGUGGUCAACGAAUGCUGCGAGCUUAUUCUCUCGGGCGCCGUGCGGAGCGCCACAGACGCGAACGCCUUGACGGUCGCCGCGAUCGGGUUUCGUGAGACGACUGGAGGCGCCCUCGCGCUGGCCGACAGAGCCGGCAUUUCCGCACUCGUGCAGAAGAUGGAGGAGCUGGCAAACUGGCACGGCCCGCACCUGCGUCCCUCAUCCCUGCUGCGGUGCAUGGCGCACUCCAAAGUGUCCUUCGCCGCCUUGUCGGACGCCAUGGUGCAGUCGGCACGCAUGUGA